Molecule: messenger RNA, 1238 nt
Organism: Propithecus coquereli (Coquerel's sifaka)
Lineage: Eukaryota; Metazoa; Chordata; Mammalia; Primates; Indriidae
Gene: CAB39L
Product: calcium binding protein 39-like
Exons: 8
Coding region: 33-1046 (337 amino acids)
Biological process (GO): intracellular signal transduction
Molecular function (GO): protein serine/threonine kinase activator activity
Source: RefSeq, a predicted model, not a curated record
GCAUUCCAUAUUGGAAGAAGAGCUUUCUCUACAUGAAAAAAAUGCCUUUGUUUAGUAAAUCACACAAAAAUCCAGCAGAAAUUGUGAAAAUUCUGAAAGACAACCUGGCCAUUUUGGAAAAGCAAGACAAAAAGACAGACAAGGCAUCAGAAGAAGUGUCGAAAUCACUGCAAGCAAUGAAAGAAAUUCUGUGUGGUACAAAUGACAAGGAACCCCCCACAGAAGCAGUAGCUCAGCUGGCACAAGAACUCUACAAUAGUGGGCUGCUGGUGACACUGAUAGCUGACCUCCAGCUGAUAGACUUUGAGGGAAAAAAGGAUGUGACCCAGAUAUUUAACAACAUCCUGAGAAGACAGAUAGGCACUCGGAGUCCUACUGUGGAGUACAUUAGUGCUCAUCCUCAUAUCCUGUUUAUGCUCCUCAAAGGAUAUGAAGCCCCACAGAUUGCCUUACGUUGUGGGAUUAUGCUGAGAGAAUGUAUUCGACAUGAACCACUUGCCAAAAUCAUCCUCUUUUCUAAUCAAUUCAGAGAUUUCUUUAAGUAUGUGGAGUUGUCAACAUUUGAUAUUGCUUCAGAUGCCUUUGCUACUUUUAAGGAUUUACUGACCAGACAUAAAGUGUUGGUAGCAGAGUUCUUAGAACAAAAUUAUGACACUAUCUUUGAAGACUAUGAGAAAUUGCUUCAGUCUGAGAAUUAUGUGACUAAGAGACAAUCUUUAAAGCUGCUAGGUGAACUGAUCCUGGACCGCCACAACUUUGCCGUUAUGACGAAGUACAUCAGCAAGCCAGAGAACCUGAAACUGAUGAUGAACCUCCUGCGGGAUAAAAGUCCCAACAUCCAGUUUGAAGCCUUUCAUGUUUUUAAGGUGUUUGUGGCCAGUCCUCACAAGACACAGCCUAUUGUGGAGAUUCUAUUAAAAAAUCAACCCAAACUGAUUGAGUUUCUGAGCAGCUUCCAAAAAGAAAGGACGGACGAUGAGCAGUUUGCUGAUGAGAAGAACUACUUGAUUAAACAGAUCAGAGACUUGAAGAAAACAGCCCCUUGAAGAUCUCAUCAUUUCCUGCCACGGUCAUUCAUCUUACUUGUCCAGUCUGUACAAAAAGUGUCAUUUCAAAAGUCAUUCUGGGGAAGGUUUUGGAGGGCCCUAUUUUUUCUCAAUCAGUUGUUCAGGAUAGAUGGAAUAUAAACAUUCAAAUGGAAAAAAAUUAACCUAGAAUAAUAUAUUCAUUUUAAUCAA